This is a messenger RNA of Chiloscyllium plagiosum (whitespotted bambooshark), 2097 nucleotides long. RefSeq names its product calcium-responsive transactivator-like. Gene Ontology annotation, biological process: positive regulation of transcription by RNA polymerase II; positive regulation of dendrite morphogenesis. Lineage: Eukaryota; Metazoa; Chordata; Chondrichthyes; Orectolobiformes; Hemiscylliidae. Gene Ontology annotation, cellular component: nucleus. The record is from RefSeq and is a predicted model, not a curated record. Gene Ontology annotation, molecular function: transcription coactivator activity.
UUCUGCACAGCCCCCUGUCCCUAACCACUGGAUCUGCAAUCAAACCCGGGCUGCAUUUGCACCACUGACAGCAUCAUCUGGAAUUACAUUACUUCAUUUAUUAUAUACCUAUUUUGCGACCUCGGAGAUAGACAGGGAGAGAGAAAACCAGAGAGAAAAUUGAAAUCAUGUCUGUGGCAUUUGCAUCAGCUCGCCAGCGGGGGAAAGGGGAGGUCACCCAAGCCACCAUUCAAAAGAUGUUGGAUGAAAACAAUCAUUUGAUACAAUGUAUCAUGGAUUACCAGAGUAAAGGCAAAACUGCAGAAUGUUCUCAAUACCAACAAAUGCUGCACAGAAAUUUGGUUUACCUGGCAACAAUAGCAGAUUCCAACCAAAAUAUGCAGUCGUUGCUACCUGCUCCACCUUCCCAAAACCUGACAAUGGGACCUGGAGGAAUGAAUCUUUCUGGAUCAAAUCAAGCUUUACACUCACAGAAUGUUCCCAGUGACACCAUGGGAGGAGGUAUACCCCCUUCUCCAUUAAUGCAGAGCCAGAUGAGCAAUGGUCCGUCUCAUGUUUCAGUGCAGCAGUCAGGGCCAGCAGCAAUACCGAGCUCUUCAAUGACCAUGCCUGUAAAUAACCAUGGAAGUGCAGGCGCUUAUAGUCACUCUGUCCCCUCAUCACAAAGCAUGCAGAUGCAGAGUCAGGGCCAGUCAAUGGCAAACUAUGGAUCUCGGACAAACAUGAGCAUGCAAACUGGUCAAGUUCCCAUGAUGCACCAGCAAGCCGCGACCUCACAUUACAGUACCCCGCAAGGAAGUGGUCAACAUUACCAAGGGCCAUCAGCCAUGGGGAUGAUGGGACAAAGUAACCAAGGCAACAACAUAAUGGGGCAAAGGCCAAUGGGGCCAUAUAGGUCAUCACAACAAGGUUCUUCUCAGCAAUACAUUGGACAGGAAGAUUACUAUGGUGAGCAAUAUGGACAUGGCCAAGGACCCACAGAUUCCAUUAAUCAACAAUAUUACCCUGAUGGCCAUGGUGAAUAUGCAUAUCAGCAAUCAUCAUAUGCAGAACAAGGUUAUGAGAGGUCGUUUGAGGAAUCCUCACAGCAUUACUAUGAAGGAGGAAAUUCCCAGUAUACCCAACAGCAGACAGCUUACCAGCAGGGACCAACCCAGCAGCAAACUUACUCCCAACAGCAAUACCCCACCCAGCAGAGCUACCCAGGCCAACAACAAGGAUAUGGUCCAUCCCAGGGAGCUGCUUCUCAGUAUCCAGGUUACCAACAGGGACAGGGACAGCAAUAUGGAAGCUACAGAACUGCUCAACCAGGGCCCUCAGCUCAGCAACAGAGGCCUUAUGGAUAUGAACAGUGCAACAAUCCAGCUGAGGUGCUAGACGUGAGUGUGGGACUGCAAAUCAACACUGCCAGCACCAUGACUUCAAAUCAGAAACGGGCCUCUGGCACAGCUUUGGAGGUACUGCAUACAGGCACAGUACGGAAACUACCAGCAAUAGGAAACAGUUGAUUGCCAUCUCUGAAACAGUCAUGUAUGCACAACAUCCUUCAUUGAUUUUUACAGACUAAAAUGAAGCAUGGACUGUCAUAUUUCAUUUUUGAGAGGUAGCUCAAAGCAGCUUCUGGAUGUUGUAGAAAUUUUCAUUCUUUUCAUGGUGAAUAGUAACAUUGCACUACCGAUGACAAGCCAAUGCGUAUUAGUUUUAGACUUGGUGCUGUGAAUAUUGUACGUUUUAAACUGUUGCACUGUUGUACAACUGCAUCUGUUUGUUAAUAGGAUUGCAACCUAAUACUAGUGCACUUCCACCAUGGAAACACAAGAUGGUUGGUUUUAUAAGUUAUGGGUGCUCUCUAAAGCAGUGAAUUGCCCUGUGGAUUAACGCACCUGUGUGUUUAUACUAAACUUUGCACUAAGUUUUUUUUUCUUCCAUAUUAAAUGCAGCAACCAAGUAUCGGAUAACGGUCACUAAAAUUUCACUUGUGUUUUCAUUAAGGUCGAAUGGGAAUGCAAUAUGUAAAGUUGCAUAUUGAGGAAGUAUGUUGUCACCUGACCCUAAAGCAUAGGUAAAUUACAUCCAAGUGAGGAUUUAAUUGUCAGA